AUGGUCGCACCCGCUCUUGUCCUAGGCCUGCGCGGCGUACAAGUCGUCUUCAGCAUCAUCGUGCUGGGUCUUACAGCCUACAUUGUCGAUGCCUACGUCACCUGGGUGCCGGCGAGCGUCGCCUUCAUGCUCUUCACAUCCAUCUGGACCCUACUGGCUGUCGCAUAUCUCGUCCUCGCACCAGCUCGCUUCCCCGCUGCAGCCCACAAGUUUGCCAUUGGGGGAGUUGAGUUCAUUACCAUGAUCUUCUGGUUCGCCGCUUUCGUUGCAGUGGCCACUCGAUGGGGCAACAACUGGUGGGCUGGCCGCCAAGGCACUUUCUACAGCUGCGGAGUCGCUGCCAUCGUCUUCUCUGCUUUCAACUGGGUUGCCUUUGUUGCUUCGACCGUGCUUGCGGCGCUGCACAUCCGCAGCUCCCCCAGGAAUGACACCGCGCCUGCGCCGAACAUGGCCGGCGUCUAA
Molecule: messenger RNA, 462 nt
Organism: Alternaria ethzedia
Lineage: Eukaryota; Fungi; Ascomycota; Dothideomycetes; Pleosporales; Pleosporaceae
Exons: 3
Coding region: 1-462 (153 amino acids)
Cellular component (GO): membrane
Source: RefSeq, a predicted model, not a curated record